AUGGAUUUGACUCACACCGACCUGCGAGCUCCGCCUACGGCCAAGGACAAAUUUCCGAGAGUAGUCAUUAUAAUUAUUUUGGCAGAAUUUUGCGAACGCUUUUCAUAUUCUGGAAUGAGAGCGUUCCUUACUCUUUAUUUGCGUAGCAAAUUAGGCUAUUCUGAUGAUGGUGCAACCGAAACGUACCACAUUUUCAGUACUUUAGUCUACCUUUUCCCAAUCAUUGGUGGUAUUCUAGCUGACAACUAUCUGGGCAAAUUCAGGACAAUACUGUAUAUGAUGUUUGUAUAUGCAGCGGGGAACAUUUUGGUUGCUGUCACUGCUAUACCCCAAUUGGCUCUACCUGGCCGAAUAUGUACUUUAAUUGGUCUUUUUAUGAUAACAAUCGGCACUGGAGGUAUAAAACCGUGUGUCACAGCAUUCGGCGGAGAUCAGUUUAAAUUUCCAGAGCAGGAACACUACCUUGCAAUCUAUUUUAGUAUACUGUACUUCAAUAUAGGCACUGGGAGCCUUAUAGCUAAAACUGUGUCACCUAUACUGAGAUCUGAAGUACAUUGCUUUGGAGAUAAGGACUGUUAUUCCUUAGCGUUUGGAGCGCCAGGCCUCAUCAUUCUCGUGUCUAUAGUGAUAUUCGUCAGUGCCAAAAAUAGAUAUGUGAUGAAGAAGCCUGAGGGCAACAUUGUGUUUGAUUUUAUAAAAUGCAUUUCUUUAGGUUUGAAAAAUGUUGCCCUAAGACGGAAUGAGAAUGAAAAAGAUGUACAUUGGUUGGACAGCACCCGAGUUCAUUAUGACCAAAGGUUUAUAAAGGAUAUCAAGAAGACAUUAUCUGUACUCAAGCUUUUCACAGUCACACCCAUCUUCUGGGCGUUACUGGAUCAAAUGGGAUCAAGAUGGACAUUGCAAGCUACAAAACUGGAUGGUAGAUUCGGCUUCCUGACAGUCAAACCUGAUCAGAUGCAAGUGUUGAACCCCAUAUUCGUUCUAAUAUUAAUACCGGUGACCCAGAAGUAUAUUUAUCCAUUCCUGGAAAAAAGGAAUAUACUGAAGAAUCCUCUACACAAGUUGACAUUGGGCGGAAUAUUAGCUGGAGUGGCUUUUAUAGUAUCAGGGCUCGUUGAGAUUUAUAUAAGCACAAAGUAUCCAGAACUGCCUACACCAGGCUACGCUCAGUUGCGGUUUUUCAACGGAAAUCAAUGUCCAAUUUCCCUGCAUAGUUAUAAUCAAAAUAUAACAUAUACUAUUCCGUCUCUGUCACACUUCGUAAAAAAGGACAUUAGAGUGAAAGGAGCAGACAAUAUAAAUUUCGAGAUAGCUGGCAGUUGUAUAAAACCAACAGAAAAGAUGUUAUAUUUAGAAGAGAAUAGUGCUAACUCUUUCUUUUUGAGUGGCAAUCAACUUUAUAGUUUUAAGGACAAUGUGGACAAGAGUAAAUCCGGAUUUCCAAUUAUCAGAUUUUUAAUAUCAGAAGCUGUUAAUACCACGGAUAUGGUAUUUGUAAGAGAUAACAAGAAUAUGUUAGAAGCACAGCUUAGUAAAAAGGUUUCAUCGCAGAUGGAAGUAUUUUCGGGAUUACACUCUUUGAGGAUAGGUGAUGAGGAUAUAAUCGCGCCUAAUAUUGCAAUGGAGAGCGGAGGAGUGUAUGCUUUGCUGAUUGAUAACAAUGGGAAAGACUAUACAUACAAUUUAAUAGUAAUCACUGAAGCUAAUUCCUUCACAAUGGCGUGGCUGCUUCCACAAUUUUUAAUUAUGUCCAUUGCCGAGGUAUUGUUCUGUGUGACGGGCAAUGAGUUCGCAUUCAAAGAAUCACCAGAGAGUAUGAAAGCGGUGAUGAUGGCGGUGUGGUUGCUCACCGAAGCUGUGGGGAACGUCAUUAUCAUUGUCAUCACGAGAUUAUUCGUCAACUACCGUCAGGAAACACAAUUCUUUUUCUACACCGGUCUGAUAUUCGGUGCGAUGGUAGUCUUCUGCUACCUCUCGCAAGGUUACAAGCUUGGACACAGCGCAGAAGAUGACAUACCUAAGAGGGAAUGUAGAAGUAAUAGUGAAGUUUUAUAUCUACAAGUUAAGCAAACCGAAGACUGUUUAGAUCAUUAA
This is a messenger RNA of Achroia grisella, 2094 nucleotides long. RefSeq names its product peptide transporter family 1-like. The coding region runs from base 1 to 2094 and encodes 697 amino acids. Gene Ontology annotation, cellular component: membrane. NCBI's taxonomy places the organism in Eukaryota, Metazoa, Arthropoda, Insecta, Lepidoptera, Pyralidae. Gene Ontology annotation, biological process: transmembrane transport. The transcript is spliced from 14 exons. The record is from RefSeq and is a predicted model, not a curated record. Gene Ontology annotation, molecular function: dipeptide transmembrane transporter activity.